AUGGAAAAUGAAGGAUUGAAAGAGGAACUGCUGAGGGCAGAGCAUCGUCUGCUGAAGGUGACUCGAGACAAGAGCUUCCUUCUCGAUCGGCUGCUGAACUACGAGAAGCCCGACCCAGGGACCAGCAGUGAUGCCGGCGAGGAGACAGAGUCCUCCGAUGAUGACGAACGCCGUCAUCCUCCCCCUCAGAAGAGAAAGAAGGGCAAUAGUGAAGGAGGAGGGAAGAAAGGGAAUUCAGGCACUUCAUCUUCCCAGCCACCCAGGAAGGAGCCCAAGAAAAAGUCCAGUUCUGCCAAGGCCAGCAAAUCUAAAUCUUCCUCUUCAUCUCAUUUGGUGAGUGGAAUUCAGCUUGGAAGCAUGGACGUUCGAAUUCCCUCAUCCUCGUCGUCCAUGUUGGAUGGAGACCGAGGCGUUCUUCCUCCCCAACCGCACUUGUGAUAGAACUCCUUGAGGUAUCACGGGUGGUAAGUUUUCAAUCCACAAGUACUCAUUGCACCCCUGAAUAAAUUCUUAACUCAAUAAAUUUGAGCUGGAUAAGCGUAAGAGCAAUUAGAAAGUUUUGAAACAUUUGAAAAUGCAUUUCGAAUUUUGUUAUAUAAUAAUGAUUCCUCUCAUCCUAUAUGUUCAGCAAUGUUCCAGUUGUAUUCUUUUGAAAAAUACUGAUGGUCUUUCAUCUUUUCCAUCCCUACAGCCUACCUCUACGUGAAAUUCCAUAAUAUAUGUUGGGAUACUGAUAUCAAAGGGCUUUACGAAGCUCUCUUGAUGCAAUCGGACAAGACUUGGAACUGUGUCUCAGUUCGACCCAUCCAAGUGGGAGGCUACUGCAGUAGAGUCCCUGUUAUUCACCUCUCAUCUGUAUACUUUGGGGAAUCUCAUCUCUCUCUUGAGUGAUCAAUUAGUUUGCCUCGCAAACAUGAAAAAAGUACCAGAAUAAAAAUUUUG
Darwinula stevensoni is the source of this 942-nucleotide messenger RNA. NCBI's taxonomy places the organism in Eukaryota, Metazoa, Arthropoda, Ostracoda, Podocopida, Darwinulidae. The record is from the annotation of a GenBank genome assembly.